Molecule: messenger RNA, 984 nt
Organism: Owenia fusiformis
Lineage: Eukaryota; Metazoa; Annelida; Polychaeta; Sabellida; Oweniidae
Source: the annotation of a GenBank genome assembly
CUCAAAAAAGAAACAGAAACAUCAAGCUUUUGGUAUCAAAGAUUAUGUGGUAGCAAUCAAGCCAUGCAGACAACAUACCUUUGAUGUUUGAUCUGAAGAAUAUUGUCCAUUGACAAAAUAUGGCAUCACUGACUGUAGUCAUGACUUGGUUAGUAGUGCUGGGAACAGUGGUAGAAAGCAAAGGUUCUACAACGCCUAUAGCUCAUCCAACAUUAUUAGAUACAACAAAUCCUCAAAAAGAACCAGUGAAUGAUGAUAAAACCAAAUUGUCAGAAGCACCUCAUGAGAGAAAACAGGAUGAGGCAAGAAAUCACACAGGAGAAACUUUAGAUAAUGUAUACCAUACAAGCACUUCCCAUCAUCCCUCAGAUGUUCAUUCAGAUAAUGUGACAAGAGGUAGUGAACAUGACCAUGUUAUGAACAAUACCAGCACUCCCUCUGGUCCUGUAACAUGGUACAGUGAAGAUGGCAGUGUUAUGAACAAUACAAGUACUCAAUCUGGUCCUGUGACAAGCGGCAGUGAAGAUGACCAUGUUAUGAACAAUACAAGCACUAUCCCUGGUCCUGUAACAUGGGACAGUGAAUAUGGCAGUGUUAUGAACAAUACAAGCACUACCCCUGGUCCUGCAACAUGGGACAGUGAAAAUGGCAGUUUUAUGAACAAUACAAGCACUCCCUCUGGUCCUGUGACAAGUGGCAGUGAAGAUGACCAUGUUAUGAACAAUACAAGCACUCCCUCUGGUCCUGUGACAAGUGGCAGUGAAUAUGAACAUGUUAUGAACAAUACAAGCACUACCCCUGGUCCUGUAACAUGGGACAGUGAAGAUGGCAGUUUUAUGAACAAUACAAGCACUCCCUCUGGUCCUGUGACAAGCGGCAGUGAAGAUGACCAUGUUAUGAACAAUACAAGCACUCACUCUGGUCCUGUGACAAGGAACGGUGAAGAUGGCAGUGUUACGAACAAUACAAGCACUCCCUCUGGUC